This is a messenger RNA of Aphanomyces astaci, 772 nucleotides long. RefSeq lists its product as hypothetical. Lineage: Eukaryota; Oomycota; Saprolegniomycetes; Saprolegniales; Verrucalvaceae. The record is from RefSeq and is a predicted model, not a curated record. Bases 17 to 706 code for a protein of 229 amino acids. Gene Ontology annotation, biological process: spindle assembly. Gene Ontology annotation, cellular component: cytosol; HAUS complex. The transcript has 5 exons.
GAUUUGUGCAACACUCAUGUCAAUGACGUCAAACGUUGAGGUGACCGCAAGGAAGCAUCGAAGUGCAUGUGCGAGCUGCUUGCUGGAUGAGAUCGGCGUACAAGAGGAGGAUCUUUCACAAGGAGGCCGAAGGACUCUUGGAAUCUUGGCCCAAGUCGCUUGUGUCCUCAACGUAGACCAAGUGCACAUGAGUGAGUACUUGGCGGUCAUGGAUGCAUUAAGCGAGCGACACAGUAAUGCAACAGACGCCGUCUGCACACUCGAAGAUGAGAUGAAAAGGAUCACAAUGCGGAAUGACCGUACACGACAAGAAAUGGCGCAUCUAGCUCACAUGCACGAAUCCAUGCGAUUGAUGGCCGAGGAGCGCGAAAUAUCAGAGAAUUCCGGCAUGUUCAAGCAUUGGGCGCGCGAUAAUGGUGAGAAGGAGCGCCGCUACACACAGGAAAUUCAACAUUGCCAUGCAGAGCUUCAAGCUCGCAGGUUUCCCUUGGAUGAAUCGUUGGAACACCAUUCGCUGGUGGCGCUGGCAGAGCAGUGUGCCGCCUUAGACGAGCAGAACUACGAACUGGCGACGCAACUCGCCUUGUACAGCUCCCUUCCGUCGACGAUUCCUGACGCUCAAAGGAUGUUGGACUCCAUGGAAGCGGACUUGAUGCACCUCGAGGCACCGAUGUCGUCUGCCGGUAAUCAAGAAUUGACACUUUGAACUCAGGUUUCAAAUAGUGUAUUUUAAAUACACGCGAGUGAUUUUUAAUAUACUCAAACAAAUCGC